GUUUCGCUUCAAUGAAUGGAAGUCGACAGGAAAAAUGGAAGUGGUUAACAAUUUGAUGCUCUGUCAUUAGUCUUCAAUAAUUUAUUUAAUUAAUCUAUUUCUUCCAUUUUAUUACAUGAAAACUAAUUUUAGAUAGAGGUAGUACACGUUAAUCAGUAUUAUGUCUCAUCAAACUGGAAUACGAGCCAACGAAGAGCUCAAAAAAUUCUUCGGAAAAUGUCGAGAUGGAAAAAUUAGAGUUAUGAAAAUCGCUAUAGAAAAUGAACAAUUAUCCUUGCUGAGUUAUAAAGAGAAGAAAGGCAAUUGGGAGAGUGAUUACGAAAAAUUUGUUCCUGGUCUUGUAGAAGCUGCCCAACCUACCUUUAUCCUUUUCAGGUUAGACACAAAAAGUGACACAACAGCUUACGAUUGGCUGCUGAUCAGCUGGUCACCGGAUGACUCACCCGUCCGGCAGAAGAUGUUGUAUGCCUCGACCAAGGCUACUCUCAAACAGGAGUUUGGCAGUGGACAGAUAUCUGAGGAGUUGCAUGCCACUGUUGAGGAUGACGUCACACUUCGCGGUCUGACGAAAUCGCGCGUCUGCGCAACCAGUCCAGCGCCUCUGAGCAUGCGCGAGGAAGAGAUGGCAUCCUUGUCUAACACACUGGCAGAUGUGGGCAUAGGCAUCGACUCUCGCACUCAGACAUUGGGAGGUGUCGCAUUUCCUGUUGAACCCAAAGCAGUUGCUGCCAUACAGAACUUGAAGAUGAAACGCAUCAACUAUGUCCGGUUGAAGAUUGAUCUCAGCAAUGAGGAGAUACUGUUGGAUCAUGUGGGACAGGUAUCGGUGGGUGGUCUUCCCUCUCUAGUACCAUCCCAAACUGCUCGCUACCAUUUAUUUAAUUUCAAACACACUCACGAAGAAGAUGUACUCGAGUCAAUUGUAUUUAUCUAUUCAAUGCCCGGAGACUGUUGUUCCGUAAAGGAGAAAAUGUUGUACAGCAGUUGUAAAGCGCCCCUACUAGAGACUAUCACUUCUUCCAUAGGUCUACAAAUCGAGAAAAGGUUGGAAAUCGACAAUGGCUCGGAACUGACGGAGGAUUAUCUACAGGAUGAGCUGCACCCGAAGAAAUGCCUGCACCGGCCCAAAUUCGACAAGCCUAAGGGACCUCCGAACCGCGGCGCCCGACGCAUUACCAAGGACUCCGAAAAAUCGAGACACUGCACUGUUUCCUGAAACGAAGUCCUCAUUGGAGAGUUGAACAACUAAAGAAAACUUUCCAACCAAACUAAAAAUUUUAUAGAAAAUUGAACAUGUAUGUUCAUUUAACACAAAAGGUUGUGGAAAAUUUUUCACGCACAUUUUCAGAGCGGGUUUUCCGGAUGAAAAUUAUUAUUCUUCCAUGUCUAGUUUUUCUAAUGAACUAGACCUUUUUUGAAACUUAGUUACGGUGAUGCCAAAAUGUGAUAAAAAUUAUUCUUACUCCUAUUUUUGUCAACCAGAAAAUGACGCGCACAAGUUUUUAGGGUUUUGUAGCAAUUUUGAUAUUUUUUAGUCGAAUUUACUUGCCAAAAAUGAGUUCCUCAGCUAAGUUUUUGACUUGCACAAUUGUUUUUAUGUAUUUUUGAGCAAAAUCUCAUACGUAGCUUAUUUGAGAUUAUAUUUUGCAAUGAAUUCCAAUUAUACUUUUACCAAAAAUUAGUUCCUCAGUGAAAUUGACUGAUUUGCACAAAUCUAUUUUAGUUGUUGAAUGUGUUUUUGAGCAAUUAGUUUUAUCUCUAAGGGUAUAAAUCAGCUCAGUAUUUCAAAUAUUAAUUGCGAUAUUCUAGUAAUACAUUUUAAUUAUUUUCUGCCAAAUCAGCUCAUUAUUUCAAUUAUCAAUUGCGAUAUUCUUGCAAUAAAUUCCAAUUAUUUUCUUGCCAAAAAUGAGUUCCUCAGUAUAUUUCUUUGAUUUGAACAAUUUU
This is a messenger RNA of Nilaparvata lugens (brown planthopper), 1944 nucleotides long. It is a transcript of the gene twf, whose product is annotated as twinfilin. Gene Ontology annotation, biological process: barbed-end actin filament capping; actin filament depolymerization; positive regulation of neuron projection development. Lineage: Eukaryota; Metazoa; Arthropoda; Insecta; Hemiptera; Delphacidae. The transcript is spliced from 9 exons. Gene Ontology annotation, cellular component: cytoplasm; actin filament; myofibril. The record is from RefSeq and is a predicted model, not a curated record. Gene Ontology annotation, molecular function: actin monomer binding; actin filament binding. The coding region runs from base 161 to 1216 and encodes 351 amino acids.